Molecule: messenger RNA, 6049 nt
Organism: Gadus macrocephalus (Pacific cod)
Lineage: Eukaryota; Metazoa; Chordata; Actinopteri; Gadiformes; Gadidae
Product: bromo adjacent homology domain-containing 1 protein-like
Exons: 7
Coding region: 1875-4553 (892 amino acids)
Molecular function (GO): chromatin binding
Source: RefSeq, a predicted model, not a curated record
CCAUUCGGAACAAGCCAAAGUUCAAGCCACACAGAUUAAACAUAAAUCAGGGGGACUGGAUCCUUGCUGAGUGGGGGGGUGAGCGUUUGUUAUUGAACAACUCUGUGAGGCUCCACACAGGAGGGGCCAGCCCUCCCCGAACCAGGGAUAAACACGCCCCGACAGUGGCUCUUUGUGCUUUGACCCGCUAGUAUGUAAAACAUUCAAUUAUCAAUGGCCGCUGGUCGUUCACCUUUUCCCUCUACUCUCUCUUUAGUUCUGUCAACAAACUCUUGUCCUUGCAAGAGUGUGCGGCUGUUAAUGACAUGAACUCGUAAUUAAGUCAAAACUGAUGCACAGAGAAUUCGAAUGGCAAGAGGGUAGGGCUCUAAGUUAAUUAUUUCUUUAAUCCCUUUCUUAAGUCCAAUUGCAAAAUAAUUCAUUAUAACUGUGGAGAUAUCUCUUAGAAUCAGGGGUAGUGCGUCUGGAGGACAGCCCGUAUUAGGAGCUUGGUGGGGUUCACAAUAGUUAUAGCCCUUGUUUGUGUUAGAGUUAUGCAGCGAUAUUGGACGAUGGGAGGCUUCGACGUGUAAUCAAAGAACCUUUAUGGAUUCCUGGAAUUCUCUUUUUUCAAAAGUCAAGGGGCUCUUGAAAAAGUACGAACCAGGAGCUUAAAAUAAAACGUCUUGCUCCAGCCACCUCUUCAAUUCGGCAUUGAUUGCGCACAAUGCUCAAUGCACGAAUGAGGCCGGUUUAUCAGUGUUAGAUGCUGCUCAAGCAUAACGUUGACAUACAUUCUAGCAAAAAUGGAAACAUGUUCAUAAUAGGAUUUUAAAAUAAGUAUACGUUGGGGUUAAUAUUAGAUUUGGGUAACAAUCACCAAAGGAUAUUAUUUGCAUUUCUUUUGAGGGGUCAUGUCAGUCUGUCCAAAGAGCAACACCAGUUCACCUACUAAAGAUUAUAGAUGGAUUGAAUGUGAACAAUCCAUCAAUCGAUUGGAUAUGAUGUAUUCAGCUAUUAUGUAAAGUCUUAAAGAAAGACGUGUCUCAAAUAAGAUAACUCUAAAUCUAACAGCUGCAGCAAAGAAUAAAUGCAUAGUUCCUAUUUCUAUAAAUAACAAUGAAGUUAUCAGCCUGACAUUGAAGGUAAAUUCGUUCGUAUAAAAACGUUUAAAAACAUCAGUAAAUGUUGAGGGCCUCCUUGAUAGAAAACAUUUUUAUCUGGUGAUCGUGCCAUAGGUCUGUCUUACCCUAACUUUUUAUAGGGAAGAAUUAGUGCUGGCAUUUAUCACACGUUCACUGGUUGGUUGUGUUCCUCCCUCCCUCUUCCCGUGUUUAUCCCUCCCGACUUGCGUGCAACAGUCGGACGGUCGACUGUUGGUUCGGUCACGACAAAUGACAGGCUGAAUCUGACGUCGUGGGGGUGUGGGGCCGCAACAUCGCACAUUUUAUCCAACGUAGCCCAUUCAUCUAAGUUAUUAGGUGGUGCGACUUCGCGUAGACAGACAGCGGAUUAAUUUAGUUUUUUUUUUUUUUAUAUUCAGAAUAAACACUGUUUUUCCUCGUCGUGGGGAGGAGGAAGGACGGCGCUCUCGACGAGGCUGGUCGGCAAAGUAAUCGGUUAAGAUUAAGUUUUUCUGCAAAUCGGGUGGUGGUGGUGGUGGUAGAGCCGAACCAGGAAGAGAGAGAGAGAGAGAGAGAGAGAGCGAGGGAGAGAGAGAGAGGGAGGGAGGGAGGGAGAGAGCGAGCACAUCGCGCACCCACCGUCCUCCACUCCCCAGCUCUCUCCCCCAGUAGGACUACAGCGCUCUGCCAUCAACACCACUACAGCUCCCAUUUCGACGAUUCAUUCCGGAGACUCGGCGUGUCGGCCAGUGCACCGUGGGGAAGCAUGUAAUGACUCACACCAGGAAAAAGGCUUCCACCAGGCCGGGCCCCAGCAGCGAGCGACGGGACAAUAGCUCCCUGGGGCCAAAUGGGGACAAUAUGGAUGUGGCCUGGCCUCAGCGCUUGCUGCGAUUCGGCAGGACCAAGAAGAUAGGCCAAGUCAUUAGUCACAGGAAGGAUGAGGCCAAGAGAGUAACCGCAACGGGGAAGAGACGCAAGAAGUCUGGCGCGGUCCGAAAGACGCGCCGGAAGCAGCGUGAGAAGAAACGGGACAGGAAGUCGUACCCGCUGCGGGGGAGGACCGCCGGCUCGGACGAGGAGGGCCUCGACUGUCAUGUCCUCCUCACCCGCGUGGACGACGGCCUAGCGGAGCAGGAGGGCUCCGACGCCGAGGCGACGGCGCCGAACGACGGCCCCCAGAAGCAGUCGCACAAGUCAAAAUCCAGGAAGGACAAAAGGGGCAGACGAAAAGAGACAAAGGUGACACCCAAAACCAAAUCGAGGUCAAACACCCGGAGAGAGGAGGACGUCGUGUACCUUCCGGAGCCGCGCAAGCGCCGGUUAGCCUCUCUCAACGCCGAGGCGGUGAACAGCCUUCUGCUCGACCGAGGCUCUGACCAACAUCCACCAGCCAAGCAGGCCAAGAGACAGCAUGAGGAGCCCGCAAACGAAAGGGCUCCCCUGGACGCUAAUCCCGCUUGGAGCAGUGCUGCUGGAGGUCUUAACUCCCCCCAGAUCAGCACCACCAAAGCCACCGCUAGGUUGAAGCGCGAGCCGGGACGAGGCUCCAAGCGGAGCAAGAAGAAGGCCAAAGCGAACCGAGGGGAUCCGAGGGGGUGCGUCAGUCAGGCGAGCUUGGACGCCCCGGCACCCAGACGCCUCGCCGGCCUCACCGCCGCGGCUCUGCUGAAGCUGACCAGCACGUCGGCCACCAGCAAGCAGAGGGUGAAGGCCGUUCCCACGGCGACCGUCACCACAGACUCUAAGGCCCCGGUCCCGGCCGCCACCCCGAAGCCACAGACCCGGGUCAAGCUCAAAGCCAAGGGGCGCUCGCAGAAGACCAGGGGGAAGAAAGGCGCGGCCCCGACGGACGAAGACGAAGACGCCGCCGCCGCCGCCUGCAAGGACAAGGCCGACUUUGAGCCCAAGGUGGAGUGGGUGAACGGCGACUGCAACCACAAGCUAGCCGAGGCGGGCUACCCGCAGCGUGGCAUGCUGGGCUUCCAGCUGAAGAGCGUGAAGGAGGAGCAGGAGGAGACGGACCUCAGCCCGUACUACUGCUGCCCGCCCGAGGGCUCGGUGGAGUACUGCCACCGCCUGGCCUUCUUCCUGGGCCAGCAGGCCUACGGCGAUCCGGAAGGCCAGCCGCGCAACCCCGCCCUGACCCCCGUGAAGCGGGAGUGCCUGGUGGGCUCGCCAACGCUCGCCCACGCCCACCCGGCGCUGACCCUCAGCCCCCACCCGUGCCUGUGCACGGCCGAGCACUGCUUCUCCAGCUACUACGUGCACAUAGCGCACCCCACACACACUGGAACCCCGUCGGCCGCACUGGCCGCCCGACCCCUGAACUUUGCCCCCUCGUCGCUGUGCCCGAACCGGGUAGGCCGGUCCAAGCUGCUGGGGCCGCGGGUGGGCCACGCGGCGGGGCUGGCCCACCCGGCCUGCUGCGGGCCGGUGGGGUCGCCCUGCUACAACGAGGCGUGCCGGAUCAGCGGCUACGCCUAUCGCGCAAUGCCGCCCGUCGCCAGCAGGGGGUGCUCGUUCAGCACGGGGUGCACUGGGUGCCAGCACAGCAUCAAGACAGAGGGCUACUCCCCUUCUCAGGGCCUGGCCCCCAGCCUGCCCCUCUCCAGCCUCCCCCUGCCCAGCGCGCCACCCUCCACCCAGCCCAAGCCCCACCUGCCGACCCUCCUCCCGGGCCGGGACCAGCCCCCGGCCCGCCUGAAGCUGGCCAAGGAGUGCCCCCAGGCCACGGCCAAGUCCUCCUCCGCCGCCGCCUCCCCCCCGGUGUCCUCGGGACGCACCCGGCUGACCCAGAAACAGGCCCCGCUCCCCACCCCGGGCCUCGUCGGCGCCAGGCAGAAAGUCAGCCGGCGCCGCGCCACCAACGGCUGGAGGCCCGUGGGCGGGCCCGUGGAGAGGGAGGUCUUCAUCGCGGGCGACGAGGAAACGGCCCUGCGGCAGUGCUAUGACGGGGUGGAGCGGGACGGGGAGGUGGUCCGCGUCCGCGACACCGUGCUGCUGAGGUCGGGUCCCAGGAAGAAGUCCCUGCCCUACGUGGCCAAGAUAUCGUCCCUCUGGGAGGACCCCAAGACGGGGGAGCUGAUGAUGAGCCUGUUCUGGUACUACCGCCCGGAGCACACGCAGGGAGGAAGAGACCCCAGCGCACACUGCGAGAAGGAGAUAUUCGCCUCUCGCCAUCAGGACGAGAACAGUGUGGCCUGCAUCGAAGACCGGUGCUACGUUCUCCCUCUCGCCCAGUACUGUAGAUUCUGUGCCUUGUUGAAGCGGCGGGCGGAGGGCGUGGCCCCCGGGGGCCUGGGCAGCGGCGUGGUGGUCCCGUGCUGCGCCGACUUCGCCCCCCCCUCGCACCGCUGCGUGCCCAGCGACGUGGACCCCCAGCUGGUCUAUCUCUGCCGACACGUCUACGACUUCCGCUACGGACGCAUCCUCAAGAACCUCCAGUAGGGGCCACCCCCCCCCCCCCCCCCCCUGUCCAGAUCAGGGGGGAGGGCAGAGGGGAGAUGAAGGACUGGACUGAAGACCCUCAUGUUUUUUGACACUGGGGGGAUUUUUCAUGAGGACUGGUGGACGAAGAGGACGGGCCAGAGAUACUGGUUUUUGGUUUUUGACGAGGGAGAAAUAAAAGAAUAAAGAUAGAAGAGCGUUUUGGGAAAAGGGGUUUGUUAUCAACAUCCGGUUGAUAACGAACAACACCGGACCCCCUGCAGACCGGGCGGGGGGGGGGAUCGAGGGAAUCUCUGCUUAGGAACGACAUCGCUUUUCUUCCCAUUCGCAGGAACUAGGAAGAAUCGUGGUCGGAAUGUCUUUCUUUAUUUCCCCCAGAAAUUAGAUCAGCUUUCAAUGUCUUUGGGGGUCCCACUAUUCAUUUCUGUCCAUUGGCCCGUCGGAACAACCAAGAAGCAUUCACGGCUAACGCCUAGCUUAGCUUCGCUUCCCAUGCCCCCCAGAGCACACCGACGGCUAGCUUAGCGUCAGUCGGCUGGCUUUGAGUGCUGAGGCGAUACCAGAGCCCAGCUAGUAUCCCAGUAGAAACAGAACCGGACAAGGAAGAAUCCAACAAGGUCGUACUGUACAGUGUCUUUCCUCUCUCUCAGUCACUACUUCAGGAUCACACUUGUAGCACUAACGCAGUCCACAGAGAGCAGGUCUGUAAACCAGAGCGGGAGCUUUGGCUUGGUUUUCGUGUGUGUAUGUGCGUGUGUGUGACUGAAAGACAUUGUGUGUGUGUGAGCUUCUCUAUAUACCAGCGAGUGGGAGCCGCAGACGAUGGAACACUGUGGGAAGGAACCACAGGAGCAUCGUGGGAGGAAGUGGAACUAUGUGCUUCCUCUCUCCUAUACACCCGCCUCCACACAUAUUAAAACCGGUAUUUGUCAUCUCAAACGUCGGUUGCUCUUUGUUAAACCGUCAUGGCUAGUGAAAAUACCGCCUUCUUAUUGUCGUCUUACUACUCUGGUGGAGGGGGGAUGUUUAAGAUGUUUAAGAAGUCCCACAAACGUGGGACUCUCUCUGCCUCCCGCUUGCCUAGGGGAGAGAGUGACGUCUUUCCUCCGCCAUCUUGUUUUAACACCGACGAGCAGCUCUCUAAUCCAGCUCGGUAUGUCCCUUGCGACUUGCCUUACGACUACCACGGUAGUCGUAGGUAGCGCUUCAAGACGGCUAGUCCCGCUAGGUAAAACCAGGAAGUGGUGGACUGGGAGGCCUGUCUGAGCCUGGGACGGAUAGUAUAUUUUGCUCUAGGAAGGUUCAUAACUGACUUGAGUUUACCCGAAAGUAUCCCGAGUGGCAGGCAUGAUCAGAGCUGUUCCAAUUCUCUUCAUGAAAAGGUGCUUCAAAGCAUCCUUUCUUGACUCAUUUAGCCUAGGGUACACUGGAGUGUCCUUUACGAAUGGAAAGGAGAUAAUACUGUCUCACAAUACCUUGGGGCAGGAACAUUUAAA